AAUUGCCAGCAUCAUUCAGAACUACACGUUCAUCACUAGCUAGCUAGCUAGCUAUGCAGAUGGCCCGCGCCGGAGCUACCCUCCUCGGGGUCCUCCUCUUCGCCUUGCUGGCCGGUUUCGCGGCCGGGGAGGAAGACUGCUACCACGACAUCAUAAGAUGCUGCAACGAGACGAUCAAGAAGGAGGGUCCGUACAUCUCCCCCAGCCAGGUCUGCCGCCGCGAGGUGAGGAAGGCGGACAUGCCCUGCGUCUGCCACAUCCUCACCGCCUACGACGAGCGGACCGUCAGCCCAGAGAAGCUCGUCCGCUGCGCCCACGACUCCGGCGUCGACCUUCCCGUCGGGAGCAUAUGCGGAAGUAAGCAGACCCGCUCCUCCAACUGGCGCCAUCUGCCGCCGCCGCCCCACUACCACCACCCGCCUACUUCUUGGAACAGUCAGUCGUUUCGCCAUCCGCCGCCGCCGCCCCCACACCACCACCCGCCUACGACUUGGAACGGACACUCGUUUCGCCAUCCGCCGCCUCCGCCGCCCCACCACCAGCCGCCGCGGCCGCUCUGCUCCUCCAUCCGGCGCAGCCCAGAGCCUCCCUACUCCAAGCCCCACACGUGAGAAGUUUCGAUGUGGAGGUUGAUAUGAUGGAAGAAGAACUAAACAAGUGAGCGCGUGCCUACAUGUACGCUGAUAUGAUGUGGAGUAAUUGUCUUUGUCCGGACCGUCUAUGUACUACUAGCAUUCGAACCGCCAGUCGAAAUAAGGUGUGCCCACAUAAAAUUGACUUGAGACUCAAAUCAAUGUGAUGGUGGAAUCAUAUUGUGUGUGGCCGCUUGUUUUGGAAUCGUGUGUUGAUGGAUAUGCCCCCCAUGUGGGUAUUAACUCAUAACAGAGAUGUCAAUAGCAAUGUUCUAAUUCUCCUCAGAACUAAAUAGCUGCAUUUCACCCCGCAAAAAAUAAAAAUAAAUAGCUGCAUUUCAGUUAAGAAC
Molecule: messenger RNA, 982 nt
Organism: Triticum aestivum (bread wheat)
Lineage: Eukaryota; Viridiplantae; Streptophyta; Magnoliopsida; Poales; Poaceae
Product: formin-like protein 3
Exons: 2
Coding region: 54-611 (185 amino acids)
Source: RefSeq, a predicted model, not a curated record